This is a messenger RNA of Triticum dicoccoides, 2260 nucleotides long. Its product is annotated as pentatricopeptide repeat-containing protein ATP4 homolog, chloroplastic-like. Gene Ontology annotation, biological process: positive regulation of translation. Lineage: Eukaryota; Viridiplantae; Streptophyta; Magnoliopsida; Poales; Poaceae. Gene Ontology annotation, cellular component: chloroplast stroma. Bases 45 to 2111 code for a protein of 688 amino acids. The record is from RefSeq and is a predicted model, not a curated record. Gene Ontology annotation, molecular function: protein binding; rRNA primary transcript binding; mRNA binding. The transcript has a single exon.
CCACAAUCCACCCACAGGAGAGCAGAGCGGGGCAGAGCAGCGAGAUGGCUUCCCUACCUAUCUGCCCGUCGUCCCCUUCCUCCUUCCUCUCAUGGCCGCACCGCCCAAUCUCGCUCUCCUUCCAGCCCAAGAACCACUCCUCCUCCGCCUCGCCGGCCGCCGCACAUGUCUCCGUCCAGGACUCGCCGCCCCAGGACCCGGCGCCUCCCUCCGACCCGGGCCAGAAUCCCAAGAUUUCCAGCACUGCGAGGUUCCUCUGGGUCAACCCCAACAGCCCGCGUGCCGCCGAACUCGCCCGCGCGCGCGCCGGAUCCGGCCGCCGGGCCCGCCUCGCCGCCGCGGCUGCAGCGCUCGCCGCGUGCGAGCCCGCCGAGGCGCCCGUCGCCGCCGCGCUCGAGGCCGCCUUCCCCGAGACCCCCUCCGAGCAGGACGCCGCCAUCGUGCUCAACACGGCCGCCGGCAACCCGGCCACCGCCGUGCUCGCGCUGCGCUGGUUCCUGGAGAACGCGGAUGUCCGCAGCAAGGUCAUCCUCUACAACGUCGUGUUCAAGGUGCUGCGCAAGCGGCGGCGCUGGAGCGAAACGGAGGCGCUCUGGGACGCGAUGCUGCGGGACGGCGUGCAGCCGGACAACACCACCUUCUCGACCGUCAUCAGCUGCGCGCGCGCCUGCGGCCCGCCCGGCAAGGCCGUGGAGUGGUUCGAGAAGAUGCCGGAGUCGGGGUGCUCGCCGGACAUGCUCACGUACUCGGUCGUGAUCGACGCGUACGGCCGCGCCGGGGACGCCGAGAUGGCACUCCGCUUGUACGACCGUGCCAGGUCUGAGAGAUGCCAGCUCGACCCUGUCAUAUGCGCCACGGUGAUCAAGGUGCAUUCGACCAGCGGCAACUUCGACGGCGCGCUCAACGUGUUUGAGGAAAUGAAGGCCGUCGGCGUCAAGCCAAACCUGGUCGUGUACAACACCGUAUUGGACGCCAUGGGCCGUGCCAUGCGGCCGUGGGUAGUGAAGACCAUCCACAGAGAGAUGGUCAGCCAGAAGGUGCAGCCCAACAGGGCAACCUACUGUUGUCUCCUGCAGGCGUACACCAGGGCACGCUACGGUGAGGACGCGAUGAUCGUGUACCGGAAGACGAAGGACGAGGUGAUGGACAUCGACGUGGUGCUGUACAACAUGCUCCUGUCAAUGUGCGCCGACAUCGGCUACGUCGACGAGGCCGAGGAGAUCUUCAGAGACAUGAAGUCGUCCAUGGACACCAAGUGCAAGCCUGAUAGCUGGACCUACUCAUCAAUGGUGACAUUAUAUUCCUGCACUGGCAAUGUCCCUGGUGCAGAGGCCAUACUGAAGGAGAUGACAGAGGCAGGUUUCAAGCCCAACAUCUUCAUCCUCACCUCGCUCAUCCGGUGCUACGGUAAAGCGGGAUGCACCGACGACGUUGUCAGGUCAUUCGGCAUGCUAGAGGACCUCAAAAUCACGCCCGACGACCGGUUCUGCGGCUGCCUUCUUACCGUGGCAGCGGAUACGCCGGUGGAGGAGCUCGGCAAGGUGGUUGACUGCAUCGACAGAAGCAAUGCCGAGCUUGGCACCGUGGUGAAGCUCCUGGCGGACAGGAAAGCCUCCACUGAAUCCUUCAAGGAGGCAGCUAGGGGCAUCCUGAGCGGCGUCCGUGGCGUGGUGAAGAUGCCCUACUGCAACUGCUUGAUGGACCUGUGCGUGAACCUGGGGCAGAUGGAGAAAGCCUGCGCGCUCCUCGACGCCGCGCUGCAGCUCGGCAUCUACAGCAACGUGCAGACGAGGACGCAGACGCAGUGGUCGCUGCACCUCAGAGGCCUCUCGGUCGGCGCUGCCCUGACCACUCUCCAUGUCUGGAUGAACGACCUGUACACGACGCUUCAGAGCGGAGAAGAGCUGCCACCGCUGCUCGGAAUCCACACAGGGGAGGGGAGGAACAUGUACUCUGACAAAGGGCUGGCCUCCGUGUUCGAGUCGCAUCUCAAGGAGCUCGACGCGCCCUUCCAUGGCGCUCCCGACAAGGCCGGCUGGUUCCUGACGACGAGCGUUGCUGCCAAGCACUGGCUGGAGGCGAAAAAGUCGUCAGAACUAGUGGCCGUGUAGGAUGCACAAUCUAGGAGGAGGUACAUAGGAUUUAUUUGUUUUUUGAUUUGGCAUAACUUGUGGGUGUUCUGAAAUAUUCAUAAUCACCCUUCUGGUGACAGAUGUUUCUGUUUACUUUCAUGACUAAAGAAUACCAGUUCUUUUCAGUA